ACAAACCGCGGGCGGCCCCGCGCAGGCGCAGCGCCGCCGCCGCAGCUGCGCACGGAGCGUCGGGCGGUCGGGGCCGGUCCUGGGGCGCUGACGGGAUGGACGAGGACGUGCUGACCACCCUGAAGAUCCUCAUCAUCGGUGAGAGCGGCGUCGGCAAGUCCAGCCUUCUGCUGCGGUUCACAGAUGAUACAUUUGACCCAGAACUUGCAGCAACAAUUGGUGUAGAUUUCAAGGUGAAAACUAUUUCAGUUGAUGGAAACAAAGCUAAACUGGCAAUAUGGGAUACUGCAGGUCAGGAGCGGUUCAGAACAUUAACCCCCAGUUACUACAGAGGUGCACAAGGUGUUAUCCUAGUUUAUGAUGUCACGAGAAGAGAUACUUUUGUCAAGCUGGAUAACUGGUUAAAUGAAUUGGAAACAUACUGCACAAGGAAUGACAUAGUGCAAAUGUUAGUUGGAAACAAGAUUGAUAAGGAAAACCGUGAAGUUGACAGAAAUGAAGGCCUCAAAUUUGCAAGGAAACAUUCCAUGUUGUUCAUAGAGGCAAGUGCAAAAACAUGUGAUGGUGUGCAGUGUGCCUUUGAAGAACUUGUUGAAAAAAUCAUUCAGACUCCUGGACUGUGGGAGAGUGAAAGCCAAAACAGAGGUGUAAAGUUAUCAAACAAGGAAGAAGGAUAUGGAGGAGGAGGAGCAUGUGGUGGAUAUUGUUCUAUGUUAUAAACUUUGGGAAGCUUAUUCUUUGCAUAUUUAAACAGAUAGUUACAUCUUUCUGUACAUAAAGUCAUUAAAUGCUAUUUUUAGGGACCUUGCAGUUUGCACAUAUUUGUUUUGUAUCAUGGCAGUGAACACUUGUAGAAAAAAUGUUCUGCAGCUUUCCCAGUCUGAAAAUGUUAUGGUAAGCAUGCCCAAUUUGCAAUCUUCAGGUUUUUAUAAGUAGCAUUAAUAAUGUGCAAGAACAAAUGCACUAAAAAUUUUACAACUGUGUACAUUAAUUGUGUAACUAUUCUAAACAAACCCGUCUAACAAAUACUGCAUUGUCUGCUCUUUAUCUUAUUUUUAAAUUCUGUUGAAAUUAUAGAAAUUAUAUAGUGUGCACAGAUCUUGAAACAGUAUGAGCUAUAAAUGUAACAUUUCAUCUCUUCUAGUAAAUGCUUUUUUUUAAGGUAUUAAGCAGCAGGAUUAUACAAUUCUUAGACAAAUCUGCUAAAAUUUUGUCUUUCAGCAGUGCAGUGUAAAACACAAAUUGGCACAGGCCCUAGUUGGCAUCAGCACUUUCUUGAAGAGAUGCUUUGAAAGCUUCCUUUGCAAAGCUGGGAGACGCCAUGUUUUCUUUUUAAUCAUCACUUCAGUUGAUGGUUUAACUGGAGUUUUAAUCCUGUGAUAUUUAUAUACUAAAUUUGUGGUACUCUUGCACUCUUAAGUUUUUAUGAUGGUCUGCUCUAGACUUGCUGCAGGAAGUCUUCAUUAUUGGCAAGGGAUCUGAGUGAUGUCAUUGUUCUUUCAUUGUGAAUCAUUUUGCCACACUUCAGUAUGGAUUCCUAAUUUUCUGAAAUGUUUGUAAUAUAAGUUUAUCUCAACUGUAGCUCACUGUGACUGUGAGAUCUCUUAUCACGUCUGCUUUGUGCAGCUACUUACUCAGAAAUAAAACUUCUGUCACAGACACUAAAUGGGAAGCUAUAGGGCUUCUUGAUCUCUGUAUGAAAAAAUACUAUUGCAAUGAGUAUUCACUUGAAUUUACUGUAUCAAAGCCAAUGGUUUGUUUCAGAAACUUGUAUAGACUUAAAUAAAUUUUUUUCCACAGUA
This is a messenger RNA of Vidua macroura (Pin-tailed whydah), 1802 nucleotides long. RefSeq names its product RAB18, member RAS oncogene family (gene RAB18). Gene Ontology annotation, molecular function: GTPase activity; GTP binding. The record is from RefSeq and is a predicted model, not a curated record. Lineage: Eukaryota; Metazoa; Chordata; Aves; Passeriformes; Viduidae. The coding region runs from base 96 to 719 and encodes 207 amino acids. The transcript is spliced from 7 exons.